AUGGGGUGCUGCUGUUGUUACCUCUCGGAUUUUAGGGCCACCCGGCAAGCUCCUCCAUCGCUGCAGAGACGGCCGAGCUCUGUUGAACAUCGCUCCUUCGAGCAAAAUGUGUUCCAUCGAGCAAAGGAGGCGACUAAAGCCAGAUAUAUCUGCGACAUGUGCGGCGCUGAUGUCGACCCAAUCCUCUUCGACGGCCACCAGGAGUCAUGCCGCACAAAUCAUCUCCGUGCUAUCUUAGCCAAGAAUGCUGCGCUCCUCUCCGAGGCGAACAUUCAUCCAUCGUCGUCGAAGUUUCACUACGAGGGAGCCACAGGAGACAAGGAGCUGUGCGUGGUAUGCAUGGAUCAGCCUCGCUGCUACGCUUUUCUGCCAUGCGGGCACAUCAGCUGCUGCCAGGAGUGCACUAAGUCUCUCGAUCAGUGUCCUCUUUGCCGGCAGCCGCGCGAGGGGCUCUGCCAGGUUUCCCCAAACGUGACAGCACAGUACGAGUGCAAGCAUUGUCACGAGCUCAUUGCACCCACACUCUUCGAUGGACAUCGUGAAGUUUGCGGCCUGCGGCAGCGUCAGAUGCGGCGCGAGGCCGAAGAGGCCGCUGCCCCCGCUGAGGCAGAGGCUGUGGCCAUAGGCGUGCCCGUAGACGAUGCUGAGUGUUCGGCUGCGCAGCAAUGCAGCGUCAAGACGGCGCUGAGCAGGAGCCCGCCCGUAUCGGGUGUUUCCCCACCGCCUGCCGCUGUGCUACCCACAACGGCCGAGCCGAUCCGAAUCCCGGCACACUCGCACUCGAACGUUUGCUUGGAGUGCGGCAACACAUAUAGCCAGCUGGUGGUGUGUGCCCCAUGUGGGCACCGCGUGCUGUGCUACACCUGUGCCCGGAGGCGAACGACGUGCCCAGUAUGCUUAAGCGAGAUUCGUGACACAAUUGUGGCAUUUGACUGA
Leishmania braziliensis MHOM/BR/75/M2904 is the source of this 936-nucleotide messenger RNA. RefSeq lists its product as hypothetical. The record is from RefSeq and is a predicted model, not a curated record. NCBI's taxonomy places the organism in Eukaryota, Euglenozoa, Kinetoplastea, Trypanosomatida, Trypanosomatidae. Bases 1 to 936 code for a protein of 311 amino acids. The transcript has a single exon.